CUACAGUUACAGACUGCAGUCCAUCUGUUUCUCUGAUACUCUGUUACCCUGUUCUUCAGUGGUCAGGACCCCCAUGGACCCUCAUUUGCUUUUAAACCUAUAAAUAAUCAUCUUUCAUAACAGUGGAGUUUUUAUCGACCCUCAUAUCCCCCUCUCUCACCGUGUGACUGCGGGCCUGACAAUCGGUUACGGCGCUGCAUAUCAGCAACCUGAUAGGUCGCUGCUCGGUUCAUUUGCAUAACCAGAGAGAGGCUGCAAGUCGGUGGAGUCAGUCACCACUGCUUUCAUACCACAUGAAGUGAUGCUUCUUCUGUUGCUGAUGUUCGAUCUUCUCAGCUGUUCUAAUGCAGAUAUCUUCUCUUUGGUGGUUCCUGAUGGUGAUAUAUCAGCACAGUUAGGAUCAUCUGUUGUCCUGCCAUGUGAACUUUCCACCUCGUUGGACAUUAGGAGGUAUGAAGUACGCUGGCAUCGACCCGAUAAAUUUGAAAACCCAGUUCUGCUGUACAGAGAUCUAAAGGUCCAGGAGAACAUUGGAGAUCCUCGGUACAGAGGCAGAGCGUCUCUGAUUGGAGAACUGCAGAAAUGGAACGCCUCUCUGAGACUGGAGAACCUCACAGUAGCAGACAGAGGAGAAUAUGUGUGCUAUGUUAAAAGUUAUACAUGGUAUGAAGAGGCAAGCGUGUUCCUCAGCCUUCCAGUGGUCGGAUCUCCUCUUCUUCUCUCCUUUGCUGAAGCUGGACAACAGGUGAAUGUGACCUGUGCAUCAGGUGGAUGGUCACCAAAGCCCACCCUCACCUGGAGAGACAAACAAGGAAGAGAACUCACAGACAGUGUUAAUCAGGAAUACACAGACUCUGAAAGGUUGGUGAAUGUGAGCUCUUGGCUGCUCUUCUCUCCCUCGGAGACAGAGUGGAUCUCCUGUUCUGUGGGUUUAUCUGGUCAGGAGAUGAGAGAGAGCAGAGUGCUGCCACUCAAUCCCGUUCAUCACCCAGCUGAUCCACCAACAGAACCAGGAGUUUCUCCGGGAUGGAAAGUCGCCACCAUCUUACUGGUUAUCAGUCUGUUGGUUCUCACUGUGAUGACAGUCUUCUUCCUCAAGUUUAGAGGUCACAUUUUCCAGAAAGGCACAAAGUCUAGACCAGCAGCAGAGGAAGAAGGACGUUGUUUUGUUGCAGGACCAGAAACAAACAACAAAGAAACAAAUGCAGACCAAGUAGCAGAUCUCAGCCCUCUUUCAUGUCCAGUUUGUGCUGUGAGAGAAGCAAACAGAACUGAUGGAGCCACUCAGAUCUCAGGUCCAGAAACUGCCGAAGAGACAAGCCCACAUAGAGAUAUACAAGCCCUGACUGAUAAUAUGGAAAUCAUGAGGAUUUCUUGAACCUCUAACCAUUCAGAGUGCCGCUGUCCUCUUCGUUCACCCUCAGCUUUCUGUCCUGGAAACUCUGGAACUUCUUCCUGUCGUUCAAGCACAGCACAGCCACAUUAACAGUGUCAAAGCUUUACAAAUUCACAAACGUUCAAUGGAGCAGUGAUGGGCCGAUCCACAUUUUUCCGGGUCUGAUUACCUGACAAUAUGGAUUCUGACACAAAAGCUCUUUUCACUUCAAUCACUAUUAUUGUUGGUAUUGUGUUUAAAGUUGUGUUUAAGGUGUUUAGUCUUCCAGUCACUAGGCAAGUCUGUAAAGGAAGCUGCAGGUGAACUGCUGGUGUGUCACCCUGCACUUUUUCACCCAGACUUUCCGAGACUUAGACAUCUGAGGUCCAAAUAUCAAGCAAAUCGUCCGAGAGCAACUGUUGGGCACUGUCUUCCUGUCUGUUGGCAUGAACUGCUGGGAAUCUCAUGCGAAACCACUGCAGCUGCUUGACUAAACGGGUUGUAUGUAUGACGCAGCUUCAGUUCCACCCCUCGACACGGUGGCUUGUAGCCGUCUUGCUUUUCAUCACUUCUUGAUUAAAACAUCUCUAAACAAAUGACAUGUUCAUCAAACCAACAGCCAACGUCAUUCGCUCACUCAGCUUCAGACUGAAGUUGCUGCAGGUUCAUGGUAAGAUGUGGAAUGGAAUCUGGAUCGGUGACGUUUCAUGAUGCAGUGGGUUCAGGGUCCAGUGCAAGCUGUGGACUGGAAUUCGGAUCGGUAAGCGGAUCAGCCCCGUCAGUCUGAUAUCCAAUGAGUAAUUGACGUCAGUAUCGGUCCCGAUACCGAUAUAGGAUUGGAUCAUGGAAAAUUAACUGUCCUUAUUAUCAGUUGGUCCAAAACCAAGUACAACUGCAAUUCUAAACUUCAACAAACACCAAGAAACAAUAAAUGAGUUUGAACAAAUGAAAAAUUAA
Molecule: messenger RNA, 2332 nt
Organism: Pygocentrus nattereri (red-bellied piranha)
Lineage: Eukaryota; Metazoa; Chordata; Actinopteri; Characiformes; Serrasalmidae
Product: butyrophilin subfamily 1 member A1-like
Exons: 13
Coding region: 302-1378 (358 amino acids)
Source: RefSeq, a predicted model, not a curated record